AUGAAUUCCCAUCGCUCUCAGAGAAAUUAUAUAAUCUCUCCCUCGAUAGCUCUUUCCAGCGCCCCUCCCUCAAAACACCAACACCCUCCACCCCCUUCCUCCCCCCUUCUCUCUCUCUCUCUCUCUCUCUCUCUCUCUCUCUCUCUUUCCAGCCCUUGCUUCCCUGCUCUGCUUGUUAUUGUCCUUAUUCUUCUUCUUCUUCUCCUUCUUUUUCUUCUCCUUCAUCAUCUUCAUCCUACAGUUAUUUUGAUGCUUGAAAAGGGUAUCUCCAUAGCCAUGAAUGCGAGAAUCAUCGGUUCUGGUAGUCAGGACUUAAUUCUCGCACAUGGGUAUGGAGUAGACCAGUCUCUCUGGGACAAAAUCGUCCCAGAUUUGGCUGAGCAUUUCAGGGUUGUCGUUUUUGACUGGAUCUUCUCAGGUGCUGUUAAAGAAGAACAUCAACACCUUUUUGAUCCUGACAAGUAUUCUUCCUACGAUGCUUUUGCAGAUGAUUUGAUUUGUCUUAUAGACGACAUGAACCUGAAUUUACCACUAGUUUUUAUUGGCCACUCCAUGUCUGGUAUGAUUGGUUGCAUUGCUUCCAUUAAAAGACCUGAGCUUUUUAAGAGGAUUGUACUUAUUGGCUCUUCUCCCAGGUACAUAAAUGCAGAUGAUUAUGAAGGAGGGUUUAACAAGUCAGAGAUUGACGAUAUAGUCUCAAACAUAGAAUCAGAUUUCCAGAACUGGGUUCUAGGAUUUCCUUCUCUUGUAGUGGAUUCAGGAGAUCCUCUCUCAGUAGAAAAGUUAAGAAAAAGCUUGGCAAACAUGAGGCCUGAAGUUGCUCUCUCCGUUGCGAAAACAGUGUUCUUCAGCGAUGAAAGGGAAACUCUUGACAAGGUUUCGACCCCGUGCACUAUAGUCCAGACCACAAGUGACUUUGUAGUGCCAAACUCAGUUGCCUACUACAUGCGGGAGAAGAUUAAAGGGAUGUCUACGGUGGAGAUUAUAGAGACUGAUGGGCAUUUCCCUCACCUAACUGCUCACCAGCAGCUACUUGAUGUGCUAAGGGGAGUCCUGGGACUUUCUGGUACUUGAGUAUAUAUGCACUUAUAGCAUAUCUGUAUUUAGCUUCUCUUUUGUUUUUGUGUUUUGUAUCUUCUUCUGGUCCGUAGGAAGGUCCAAAAAUAAAUGUCCAUUGGGACUUUGUAUUGUGUAUUCAUAAUUUCAUAGAUGGGGUAGAAUAAGGUACAUUUUGUACUUCAUAAUAUGAUUUAAUAUAAUUAAUAAAAAUUUUAAUUA
Messenger RNA from Hevea brasiliensis (rubber tree), 1278 nucleotides. Its product is annotated as strigolactone esterase D14. The record is from RefSeq and is a predicted model, not a curated record. Bases 1 to 1074 code for a protein of 357 amino acids. The transcript has 2 exons. Lineage: Eukaryota; Viridiplantae; Streptophyta; Magnoliopsida; Malpighiales; Euphorbiaceae.